AUGGAAUCUGAUGCCAAACAUGGCAGUUUCUCCGAACAUCGAUUGAGCCUUUACAUAAAUUGCAAAAAGAGAAACCCUGAUAUCAGAAUGCUGUUAAAUCUAGCGGCAUUGCCGAAAAAUGCGCCAAUAUAUGAGAAUAGGGAUUGCGGGAACAGAGGUUUGGGACUUGUCGCGAAGAAGAGCUUUAAGGAAGGGGAGUGUAUAAUCUGCGAAGAAGUCAUGGUGUCUAAAACUACGCUUCAGUCUGUGGAUGGUUCAGUACAGGCGUACAGCAACCACCUUGCCCAGCAAUUAAAGGCCGUCAAGAAUCCAGCAUUCAGUCGCAAAUUUUUCCAGCUUCCCCAUCUCUCGAAAGAAACAUGGGGCCCGAUUGCUGCUAUUUUCGAGCGAGGGUCUAUUCCCAUCCCCGCCAAAGGCCGUGCUCUGGGUUUGGAUUCUGCGUACCUCAACCAUUCCUGCCUUCCGAAUGCACAACACUCAUUGUCCGCUCCAGCUUCCAACGGGAACAGAAAGGAGAGAGAUUUCUUGACCGUAUAUGCUUGUAGAAGCAUAGAAGAAGGGGAGGAGAUUACAAUCCCCUAUGAGAGUCUAUACAUGGAUAUAGCUAGCCGCCAGCAGUUUCUAUUGCAGGAAUAUGGGUUCGAAUGUUCCUGCCGGCUCUGUGAAAAGGAAGACCCUGCAACCGAAGCAGGUUUGGAGCUCAUACUCUUAAAGCUUCCGAUUAUAUUCAUGGAGCAAGCAAUAGAUACAGAGCCGGCUGGUAUCUUGCAGAUGGCCCACACACUCCUGGACAUACACCUCAAGAGUGGUAUGACUGACAGCCGCUUCGCUCGGAUCUUGGAACAUUGUGCGAACAUCUGUACCUGGCAUUCUGACAUAGGUAGAGCGAUGGUGUUCCUAUCAAGAGCGCAGAAAGCUUUCCUCACUAUUCAAGGGACUCAAGGAAAGGAUUUCUUGAGAGUUACAGAAUUGGAAAGACAUCCAAUGACGACGGUGAAUGCAGGCCGUACGACAAGGGGGUUAUCGUCGAAAGAAGAUAUGGGAAUCAUCUGGAAAAAUAGAGAGAGGGAUACAGAAAUCAUGUUCAUGCUCGACGCAAAAGAGCUUGGGGAGUAUAUUAAACUUUCCGAAUAUGAACAUGCGGCCAAUGGCACAGUUGAGGGGGGUGAUGAUGGACAAGAUUCCAGCAUAGAUAUUGAGCAGCUGGUGAAAGAGCUGGAGUUGGAGAAGAAACAACAUGAUCGGUCCCGCCACCAGCAUGCAUGCAGAUCCGAUGAGAAGCUCAAGAAGGGAAAAAAUAAAGGUGGCCGAAAACCCAAGGGCAAGGGCAAGGGCAAGGGCAAAGCAGUGCUAAACGAGAGCAACACAACAUGUGUCAAGAACUUGGUUUACAAGAUGCCCCGCGGUUCUCCUCACUAUGUACCUUCUUUAGUCAUUCAAAAUUCAGCAGCAGCCAUGGCCAACAACCAGACUCUUUUAAACUACCUCAUGGUGGCACCUCCUGCUCACCCCAAAUACCAACGAGACACUCAAUACAAGAAACCCAAACUAUAA
Messenger RNA from Histoplasma capsulatum G186AR, 1554 nucleotides. RefSeq lists its product as uncharacterized. The record is from RefSeq and is a predicted model, not a curated record. The transcript has 5 exons. Lineage: Eukaryota; Fungi; Ascomycota; Eurotiomycetes; Onygenales; Ajellomycetaceae. Gene Ontology annotation, molecular function: protein binding. The coding region runs from base 1 to 1554 and encodes 517 amino acids.